AUGGCCGAUUUAGACAAAUUUUAUAGGACUGGCAGCAACGAAACCUGUUCUCCUACCUUAUCCUACAACUCAGAGCUCAUCCACCUGAUACCCAUCAGCUCCAGCUCUGAGAAUGCGGAGCAGGUACAGGAUAUAGCGGGGGUUUGUUUCAUCAGUUUGGUGGCACUCUCAACUUUAGUCAACUCUGUCAUCAUUAUUCAUUUCCUGGUGAAGAGGAAGUACAAAAGAUCACAUCACAUGACUUACUUGAAUCUCGCUGUAGCUGACCUGUUAAUUUCUGUUUACGGUACUGCUGUGAGAGGACCAGCCAUUUACAACGGUAUAAAUACAGAAACAAUGUGUUUCGUGUCUCUUCUCAUCAGCACAUACGUCACCAUGGUAAACUUCGCUUCAAUCGUCCCUCUCACCUACGAUAGAGUAGUUGCAGUCCUCUUCCCGUACAGAUACAAAGACCAGGAACACAGGACACAACUGAAAUACUUUAUCGCUUGCAUCUGGAUCGCUCCCAUUGUAGUACUACUAAUCAUCAACAUAUCUGUAUACGCUCAGGGUCGAACCUUCAGCAGAUUCUGCCCCGACACCUCCACAUGCAGAUUUGAUACUUGGGGGGAUAUCUUCAUCUACUUUCUUGCUAGUUUCUUCUACAUCCUUCCCCUCCUCUUCAACAUCAUAUCCUACUCUGCGAUCAUCAGGCAGCUACGAAACAGACGACCCAGCUCCAGGAACCUCCUCAUUUCUCUGAGAGCUAUCCUAGUGUGUGUUGUAUUCACCAUGUCGUGGGUCCCUCACUUUACUUUCCACGUGACACAUCUAGCUGAUCAACACUUCAUGUGGGUCUGCCAAGUUUUCAUGUACCUCAAUGCGAUCACUGACCCCUUGUUGUACGUUUUCUCCCCGAAUGCUAUCAAACCAUGUAUAAACAAGAUAAGGGUGAAACGGGGGUUUACUCAUAAAACCUGCGGAGAUGCAGUGUCUCAUAACAUCAUUAAACUGCGAGCAUAA
This is a messenger RNA of Bolinopsis microptera, 1002 nucleotides long. RefSeq names its product nociceptin receptor-like. Gene Ontology annotation, molecular function: peptide binding; G protein-coupled receptor activity. Gene Ontology annotation, biological process: G protein-coupled receptor signaling pathway. NCBI's taxonomy places the organism in Eukaryota, Metazoa, Ctenophora, Tentaculata, Lobata, Bolinopsidae. The coding region runs from base 1 to 1002 and encodes 333 amino acids. Gene Ontology annotation, cellular component: plasma membrane; neuron projection. The record is from RefSeq and is a predicted model, not a curated record. The transcript has 4 exons.